Molecule: messenger RNA, 3696 nt
Organism: Propithecus coquereli (Coquerel's sifaka)
Lineage: Eukaryota; Metazoa; Chordata; Mammalia; Primates; Indriidae
Gene: GOLM2
Product: cancer susceptibility candidate 4
Exons: 11
Coding region: 407-1717 (436 amino acids)
Source: RefSeq, a predicted model, not a curated record
AGGGGAUGCCAGCAGAAACUAGGAAAUGGCCCCCUACGCGACCCGGUCCAGCCAGUGGGCGGGGCUAGGGUAAAUCCACCCUCUUCCGGCUCCUUUCCCCGCCUCCCAACCCUGAGGUGUUGGGCUCGGGGUGCGGGCAGUUGGAUUUUCCAGGUUCCCUUGGGCCGGCGCCGGGUCAGGUUCAAAGCCUUCGGAACCCGCUUUGGCCUGAUUUCAGGAGGGGGGGCGGGGAGGGACCUGCGGCUUGCGGCCCCGCCCCCUUCUCCGGCUCGCCGGCGAGCGGAUAAGCCCGCCUCCUCCUUCAGCCAGCCCUGGGGCCGUGUACCCCGGGCAACUCCAGCCGAGGCCUGAGCUUCUGCCUGCAGGUGUCGGCGGCGAGGCCCUAGGGUACAGCCGGUUCGGCCCCAUGGUGGGUUUCGGGGCCAACCGGCGGGCUGGCCGCUUGCCCUCCCUUGUGCUGGUGGUGCUGCUGGUGGUGAUCGUCAUCCUUGCCUUCAACUACUGGAGCAUCUCCUCCCGCCACGUCCUGCUUCAGGAGGAGGUGGCCGAGCUACAGGGCCAGGUCCAGCGCACCGAGGUGGCCCGCGGGCGUCUGGAGAAGCGCAAUUCGGACCUCUUGCUCUUGGUGGACACGCACAAGAAACAGAUCGACCAGAAGGAGGCUGACUACGGCCGCCUCAGCAGCCGGCUGCAGGCCAGGGAGGGCCUGGGGAAGAGAUGCGAGGAUGACAAGGUUAAACUACAGAACAACAUAUCAUAUCAGAUGGCAGACAUACAUCAUUUAAAGGAGCAACUUGCUGAGCUUCGUCAGGAGUUUCUUCGACAAGAAGACCAGCUUCAGGACUAUAGGAAGAACAAUACUUACCUUGUGAAGAGAUUAGAAUAUGAAAGUUUUCAGUGUGGACAGCAGAUCAAGGAAUUAAGAGCACAACAUGAAGAAAAUAUUAAAAAGUUAGCAGACCAGUUUUUACAGGAACAACAGCAAGAGGCCCACAAGGUUCAAUCAAAAGAUGGAAAAGACUUGGGUGUAAAUGAUCAAGUAGUACCUAAAAAUAUUCCAAAAGUUGCUGAGAGUGCUGCAAAUAAGAAUGAAGAACCCUCAAACAAUCAUAUUCCACAUGGCAAAGAACAAAUCAAACGAGGUGGUGACGCAGGGAUGCCUGGAAUAGAAGAGAAUGACCUAGCAAAAAUGGAUGAUCUUCCCACUGCUUUAAAGAAGCCCCCUAUUUCAAUUUCUCAGCAGGAAAGUCAUCAAGCAAUCUCCUAUCUUCCAACUGGACAACCUAUCUCCCCAAAUAUGGCUCCAGAUUCACACAUAAACCACAAUGGAAACCCUGGUACUUCAAAACAGAAUCCUUCCAAUCCUCUUCAGCGUUUAAUUCCAGGCUCAAACUUGGAGAGUGAACCCAGAAUUCAAACAGAUACACUAAAGCAGGCUACCAAGGAUAGAGUCAGUGAUUUCCAUAAAUUGAAGCAAAGCCGAUUCUUUGAUGAGAAUGAAUCCCCUGUUGAUCCGCAGCAUGGCUCUAAACUGGCGGAUUAUAAUGGGGAUGAUGGUAACGUAGGUGAGUAUGAGGCAGACAAGCAGGCUGAGCUGGCUUACAAUGAGGAAGAAGAUGGUGAUGGUGGAGAGGAAGACGUCCAAGAUGAUGAAGAAAGAGAGCUUCAAAUGGAUCCUGCAGACUAUGGGAAGCAACGUUUCAAUGAUGUCCUUUAAGUCCUAAAGGAAAACUUCAGAAAACCUAAAGUGCUGUAAAAUGGAAUCAUUUCUACUUUGUCAUUUUGACUUUGUUGUAAAGAUCAGUGUAUCAGUUGUAAAGAUACAUUGGGAUGGAUUUAAGGAAAAACUUUAAUGAUGGAAUGUACCCAUGUACAUAUGUGAACUUUUUCAUAUUGUAUUAGCAAAGCAGAGACUUUUUUGGUUAUGAUACAGUUGAGCCAAAAACAGUUAAUCCUUGCAUUCAAAGCAAACUAAUGUAUAUUUCACAUUUUAUUGAGCCUAAUUAUUUCUACAAAUAGAUAAACAGGAGAAAGUGGUUGUACAGGUUAUGUUUCACGUAGUAACCACUGUGAGAACAGGUAUUCAGCUGAAAACUUUUUUUACACCAAUAUAUUCUUAUUAGCCCAACAGGUGUUCUGUUCUAGCUACCCCUCAUUUCAUGCUUUUCAAGGAGUUAUAACUAGAAUAGUUACAUAAAAGAGGGGCCCAUCUAGCUCUAAUAUCUCAGGAUUACAAAUUGAUUAAGUGUUCCAGUGAAAAAAAAAAAAAAGAGGGGAAACUGGAAGCCAAACUGGACAGCAUGUGUACAAAAUCACCUCCAUACUCCUUUUAUUUUACAUGAGUGCUGAUACGUUUUGGCAGAUAAGCUUUCAGCUGAGGCCUGAUGGAAGUUGAGAUAACCUGCAAAGACAUAACAAUAUUUAUAAGUUAUACCUUACUUAGUUCUUGCAAUUGUGGAAUGCAUGAUUGACAAUAUAUUUUCAAUUUUUAUUUUUUCAAGUAAUACCAGUACUGUUUAACUAUAGCCAGCACUGGCAAAACUUUUUAUAUUUUCAGAGUUGAAGUUGGUGAAGAUAUUCAUGAUUUAAAUACCAGAUCCUGAAAGUGGCUAAAUAUACUUUGAACUGAAUCUGCAAUUGGUAUUUCAAAGCUUUUCUGGUAGUUUUAGUGAUCUUAUUUGACUAGAUUUUUUUCACAAGUACUAAAUAAGGAAUUUUAACAGGUUUUUAUUAAUGCACAGAUAAAUAGAAGUACAGUGGGAUCUAUAGCUGUUUUAUUAAAAUAGCUUAAAAGUUUGUAAUAAAAACAAAUCUUUGUAAUUACUUAAUAUGUUAGUUAAGAACCCAUCAGGCUCAUAUUUGCUGGACUUAAAAAAUUCUUUAAAUGCAUUUCUUUUUGAGACUAUUCAGUAGAGUAAGCUAGCUAAUCCUUGUUUUCUGAUUUAAAGCACUUUUAAAUCUUACCCUGCUCCCCUAAAACAAAAGGUUUUGAUCUUAAGGGGAAAUUUAAGGUUGUUAACCCUGUUUUUCAGAAGGGCUACUAUUAAUUGCACAUAAACAUAAAAUGCUUCCCCCCAUACUAACAAAUUCUAAUAAAAAUUCAAACUUACAGAGGUUGUCCACUUGUUGAGGUGCAAAAAUUUUUAAGUCUUCAGUUUGAAAUUAUUCAAUGACUAGGAAAAGAUGCAGUAAUUUACUAAAAUUGUUUUUCUACCAUAUCAAAGUAAACAAUUCACACUUUUGUUAUCAGUAGGGUCAGGCCUACAAUGAAUAGGUAUGGUGGUUCACAGAAUUUUUAAAAUGGAGUUAAAGGGAAAUGAUGUACAUCUUUUGGGCAUUAGGGUGGGGAAAUAAAUCUAAAAAUACUCCUAGUAAUACUUCAUAUUUAAUACUGUAAAAUCAUUACAAAUGAAAACCAUGAAAUUACCUGACUCUAGUUCCUUUAUCAUAAAAACAAUCACUUGGUUAUAUUGUAGUAAUUACUUACACAGCAAAAUUUCUUUAGUUAGCAGCCUAGACACUUUAUAAAGUGAGAAAUCUUGGACCAAUUGAUAGUAUUUCUGACUAUUAAUAUUAUAGUGCUAUAAAAUAAUAUGUGAGUCUCAAAGUUCUGACAUUAUACAGUCCGUAUUAGACAUGCUGUUUUUAUAAUGUUUUACUUCUGCCUUAAGACUUAGGUUUUUAAAAUGUAUUUUU